UUACAGUGCACAAGGACGCAUGCGCAGAGAAAGCCCCUGGUCGCCUUCCGAGAGCGAGUGUGGUGAAGUCGGAUGAGGCUAGUUGUCGUCCAGACAAGGAGAGUCAUUCGUACAACAAUCGACCCUGGUCGUCAGUUUUCUUCAAGUUGAUUAACGCCCGUAAAAGGAUUCUAAAUGAUGUCCCGGAGAAGAAGCAGAAGUCCGUCCCGAGAACGUAGAAUGCGUGGUGACCGGGGAGCAAGUAACAAGACUGACAGUGCUGAUCCUCGAGAUCUUGAGAGGCGUGUUUUUGUUGGAAAUUUGCCCACCGACUCCAUGGUGAGGAAGGAUUUGGAGGAAAUGUUCCUUAAAUAUGGCAAGAUAAAUGCUUUGUCAAUACACCAUGGAUUUGGGUUUGUGCAGUUUGAUCGUGUUGAGGAUGCUAAAGCUGCCGUGCAAGGAGAGAACGAGCGAAUGUGUAGAGGGUACAGAUUAGAUGUUAAUAUGGCAGCUGAACGAAGAAAUUCGAAUAAAUCUGCACGGAGACCGAGUCCUCCGAGAAGAGAUCCAUUUGCCUUUGGUGAUGAACGUGAUGUAAGGCGUGAUCGCUCUCCACUCAGAUCUACUAGAGAUGAACGUGAUGCAAGGGACCCUCUUUCCGAUCGAUAUGCGAAUGCUCGAGACCCCAGGGACGCUACAUACAGACUGGACGUCUAUGAUCGCUAUUAUCGCUAUGAUGAUAUUUUGAGCAGGAAGAAGGAGCCAUUUAUGGACAGAUUCCGUGAGCCUUGGGAUCCCAGAGCAUCUCGUGAAGUUGAUGAUCCCCUGAGAAGAGAGCGCCGAAGAGAAGAAUUGUAUCGGCGGUAUUAUGAUGAAAUCCAAAGACGUUAUGAUGCUGAAAGACCUGUGGAUUGUUCAGUUAUUGUAGUCAAUAAACAACAAAAGGAAUAUGCCGAGUCGGUUGGUCGAAAGGUUCGUGACCUUGGUAUGGUGGUUGACUUGAUAUUCCUGAAUACAGAAGUGUCACUUACUCAAGCCCUUGAAGAUGUCAGCAGAGGAGGCACAGCAUUUGCGAUUGUUAUUACCCAACAACAUGAGAUACACAGAUCAUGUACUGUCAAUAUCCUGUUUGGGACACCACAGGAACAUCGUAACAUGCCAAUGGCUGACGCUAUGAUCUUGGUUGCACGUAAUUAUGAAAGGUACAAGACAGAAAUGCGAGAGAAGGAGCGCGAGGAGAUUGCAAGAAAGGCAGCAAAAAUGGCAGAUGAGAUAACAAUGCGGGAACGGGAACCUACUCAAGGAGGUCUCGAAGAACGAGUGAAUCCCCCCAACAUCCAGCCAUUAUUGAACCUACUUGCAGAUGGAAGAUACCUUACCACAGAGGAAAUUGAUAAAAUCAUCGAAUAUCUGAGAGUGAAAAAGGAACGAUUUCUUCGGGGAGGAGACUCCUUGCAUGGACCUGUUCUCAAUCCAGCUCCCAUGACAAGACCAAUCAUGGGUUCUUCAGGAAUGAAUCCACUUGGUGCACAACAGUCUCUGCCAAAUACUCAGACUUUGAAGGGAGGUCUACAGGAUGUACAAGCAACACAACAGCAAGAGCUACAAGCCAAGAUCCUAAGCCUCUUCAACAGUGGAGCAUCUGGCACCAAUACUAAUACUGCAGGAGCACAGGGCCCAACAUAUGGAAGUACAUUAAGCACCCAACCUCAAAAUCGUGCUGGCCAGCUUGGCCUCAGUAAUUCCUCAUAUCUAUCUCAAGCUCAGCUGCGCAUGACGGGUCCUAAUUCACAACUUCCAUCUUUAAUGAGUCAAGCAGUUGCACCGAGAGCCACUGCAAUUCGCUCACCUCUGCCACAAACCCCAGGUCUCUAUGGCCAGCAGCAACCUCGAGGUCCAAUCCCCAACCAGUCAAUUGUUUUGUCUCAAGCCCAGAGAUCUGGUGUUGCAACAGGUAUAAACUUUGAUAACCCUAGUGUGCAGAAAGCAUUGGAUACCCUUAUUCAGAGUGGUCCAUCUCUUUCCCACCUCGUAAACCAAGCCUCUGUCCAGGUACCACGUCCUGGACCUCCAAUGAAUCAGGCUUCUAUGGCGACUUACCAACGUCACUACUGAGCCUGUGGGGUGGGUAGUUUUCUCUUUAUGGAAGAGCAGUCAGCAAAUCCUUUGAAUCCCUUCAAGGCUACCUGUUAAGGUUUCAUAAACAAAUGUAUAAAAUCAAGAGAGUGCUUCAUUAAAUUCUUGUUUUUGCUGGGCUUGGAUGUUAUUUAAAAAAAUCCAUUAUGAUUUUAUGGUAGCCAGGUAAUGAUUUUUUUUUACCACGGCACUCAAUUUAACUUCUAACUGCAUAUAAUAAAAAAACACAUUUGUUAAUGAACAAGGCCUUAAUUGCAUUCACUUGGUUCAUGUUGACUUUCAUCUUUUAAAUUCUAAAAAAUUGAAAUGUUAACCAGAUGAUUCUGUAUUAAAGCAUAAUGCUGCAGUCUGAAUCCAAUGUUUUUAAAUGGAUAUUUCUAAAAAAUGUAACUAAAACCCAGGAUAGCAGACCUUACUAGAGUUUUUUUAUAUUUUAAUGUUUUGCCACUUUUUUUAAAAAUAAUUAGAUCAGACAGGUUGUGUCACUGUCAUUAUGGUUCUGUAAAAUGAACUUCUGUACGUUUUUUAUGAUUUUCUGUUGCAUUUGUGAUCCCUUUCCCUUGUUCACUCUGCAGUUUUGAGCAAUUGUUUUUGUGCUUCAUUUGUAGCCAGAGCCAUUUACAGUUGUGGAAUGGUAGCUGCUGUAUAUUUCUUAGCAGUUCAAUGUUUGAGUCAUUACUUUCAUCUGGUUUGUAAAGAAUAAAGGUUUAUCUUCCAUUUUCCCCCUUUUUUAUUGUGUAUGUGUAUAUCUGCGUAUAUAUACACAUUUUGGAUGGUCAGGAGAGAGUCCAAACUGGACAGAUGGAUAAUGAUAUAUUGUUAACACAUUCCAUUUUAAAUACAAAUAUUUUUUACAUUGAGAUAUAAACAAGGAAGGUUGUAGAGGAGUUACAUCUUGAGCAGCAAAAAAUAUAGUAUUGAUGAACUAGGGAUUUUUUUGAAAAUAUUGCUGAAAUGGUGAAGUUGAAAAAUGGUCAUGAAAAUUGAAAAGAUGAGUUUUCAGGGAAUGGGUCUCGAUAUGUUGAGAAUAAUAUGCCUGAAGACAACACUGAAACUUUGCGCGAGGGCUAGAUGGAAUCUGAAAAUUAAAGGAAAAAUAGUGCAUGAUUAAUUUGGAAUGUCCUUAAAUAUCAAAGAAGCCUUUUUGACCUGUACUUAAUGUAAAUGUUCAAAAAGUUGUAGAUUAAGAUUCAACACAUAUUGGAAGUGAUGUUCUGAUUUUAAGUCUAAGGCUAGUUUAAAAACUAUGGUGUAAUGGUCCACCAUGGGAUAUAAUUUCAGAUUAGUUGGAUUCAAUGGAAUCUUUUCCCUAACAAGUUAUAGUUUGUACAGUACAUUUGUAACCCUAUGGAAGUUGGCCAAAAGCAAUGGGUUCAUAGCGCAGAGGAUCACAGAUGUAGGCCCAAUCAUUUUUCUGAAGACAGAAUGUAUUAUCUCAUGCACUGUGAAAAUCAGGAUGAUCAAAAAUGACACGAUGGUUUAUCAGUUUUUAUAUAGUAAUAACCAGAUGUUUUUGUCACCGGAUGUUCUUGCACUUAUUGGUCAUUGCUGUUUUUAGUUUCUAUCCAGUUGCAUGCCUUUAUUGAACAAAGAAGGUAUCUUAUAUUACUCUAUUUAAGUAGAAGGCAGCUGCUGCCAUAUUAAUUUUUCAAAUGGAUAUUCCAGAAUUGGAUUUCAGCAGAACCUAAUGUGGCACAUAGAAAAUUGGAAAUUAUGAAUUUGGGGAUUGGUGCAAGAGUGGUGUAUUUUUUUGAUUUAUUUGUAUUGAUACAGAAAAUAGGUUCUGUAAUAUAGUGUAUUUUAUGCCUUGUUAUUUCUAUCUUUGAUCUUGAUGUAUAUCAAUUCUAAAAUAAGAAAUAUCUGCUAUAUGGGGAAUUUAGUACAAAUGUGUCAGUUUAGCAUAAUUCAUAUGUUCAUUUUGGUUGGGUAAAGAUUGAAAAAUUCAUAAUUAUAGGAAAUUGUUGUAAACUUGAAGAUUUGGUAAAGUAGCAGAGGGCACAGCCUGCAUUUAAUUCUUUUAAGUAAGAUUGGGUGAGGGGCAUGAUGUGUUGAUAUAGGAUUGGGAUGGCACAAACAGUAAUGUCAACUUUGUUUUGUAAUUGCUUGGAGAUUAAACAAAGUGUACGGAGGCAGCUGCAUUGUUUGAGGCAGAGAGGCAAAACUACAUGGCACUCCUAUUUAUGCCCUCUGACAAUCUAAAAAUUAUUGAUUUCCAACCAAAUUGGAGAUUAUUCUUGAUCAUGUACAUUCCUAAAAGCCUAUCAAGUACACUGAUCUACUGCAAGUAAUGACCAAGGAUAUAAUUGUACUCAAACGUUUUUAUCCCUAGUCUGAUUAAGCAGUUAACCAACAGAUCUAUUUUCCCUUCUGGCUCAAUGGUAUUAUUUAUGUUUCAGACACCCAGAAUACAGUGUGGAUAGCAGGACAUGUGAUCAUCAGCCAGGCACGUGACAGAGCAGCCACCAAACCGUAUGGGACCAAUCUUGGCCUUGAUAAGCAUGGUUUUUCAGUUCAUUGGCUGAGCACACCUGACCUGCGAUGGUGCCAGCUCCGUGGCCUCCUUAUCCAUCACCUGGGUCAAAACCAGCCCCCAAAGUACCUGCUCAUUCAUUUGGGAGAUAAUGAGAUGGGGUACACCCAGGGAACUGAUUUAAUAUACAUAUCGAAGGAGGUGUUGGGAGCUCUAGAAGCCCUUCUACCACAAACUGUAUUGGUGUGUUCAGAAUUGCUCCCGCGCCCCAAGUUGGCUUUUCAACCUGGUGCUCCACUUGAGGAUGUAAGAACAACCAUAAAUGGGGUAAUGAAACAAUACAUGGUAUACAAGGGGCAAAGAUUCAUAGAGCAUCCUUAUUUUGAUGUUAAGUGUCAAGCUCUUUAUGCUAGCUCAGGGGAUUACUUAUCUAGUGUUGGUUUAGAUUUAUUUAAUAAUACUUUGAUGGAUAGCCUGAAGUGUUUUUUAAGACAAGAUUUGAUGCGCAGUACUUAAUGUUCCUCCUUGAUUAACUAAUCCCAUCUGUCCACUGAAGCUCCAAUCCUAUGAGUGGCUACUGCAGUAUCGGCUCGACUACAGUUAAGUUGGUUCGCUUGUCAAUUUUGAGGAUUUGUGAACUGGUAAUCUUGUGCAGCUGCUGAUAAACUGAUAUAAACCGUGAGCCAGUGCAGUUAUGUUGACAAAAUGAAAACCAAAAUGGGGUGCAGCAAAAUUGCAUUAUGUAUAUUAGUUUGAAAGCCUAUAGACAAGACUAGGAAAAAAAUCCAUGCCUGUUUGAAUGGACUCUUAUUUGUAAUAAAUACAGGCUGAAUAGCCUUUCAUUGUUAA
Molecule: messenger RNA, 5434 nt
Organism: Amblyraja radiata (thorny skate)
Lineage: Eukaryota; Metazoa; Chordata; Chondrichthyes; Rajiformes; Rajidae
Gene: ncoa5
Product: nuclear receptor coactivator 5
Exons: 10
Coding region: 175-2094 (639 amino acids)
Biological process (GO): regulation of signal transduction
Cellular component (GO): nucleoplasm
Molecular function (GO): RNA binding
Source: RefSeq, a predicted model, not a curated record